Molecule: messenger RNA, 987 nt
Organism: Heterobilharzia americana
Lineage: Eukaryota; Metazoa; Platyhelminthes; Trematoda; Strigeidida; Schistosomatidae
Source: the annotation of a GenBank genome assembly
AUGUCAAAACGUUCUGGCUUAGGUGUGAUAACAAAUGAAGAGUUAUCCAAGCCUUUGAAGUUAUCGAAACCAUCUUUGGAUAGUGAUGAGGAGGACUACGAUGAUAAAGAUUGUUUCCGGUUGCAUGAAGCAGAUAUAGACGGUCAGGAAGCUUCAACUUUAGAAUAUGAUGACGAAGUUAAAAUAACUCCGUUCAACAUGAAAGAGGAACUUGAAGAAGACGGACAUUUUGAUUCCACUGGAAACUUUAUUUUCAAAAAGCAGGUUGAUGCUCGUGAUAAUUGGUUAGAAGACAUUAACUGGCUAGAAGUUAAGAAAAACCAAGAUAAAAAUGUUCUAAAGGAUACAUCAAUAAGCGAUGAACCAGAUGGAAAGGUCCUAAGUAAAGAGGAAAAACUUGCCAUGUACCAGGAACUCUUGUCUUAUUUGAAACCUUCUGAGACAGUUUUACGCAGUAUCAAACGUAUGGGCGCUUGCUCAGACUCUAAGAAAUCAGCAUCGGCCAGCCAACGCUGGUUACAGAAAAGAAAACCUAAGACUGAAACUCAACAUGGUAAUCCAGAAGGAUUGAUCCGUGUUACUGAGUUAGCUGAUCAACUCGUUCAGGCGGGUGAUUUCGAUGUCUACCAGAAAACAUAUGAAGAGAUCAAUAAAUUAAUCGAAUGCACGAAGCAAUUCGAAGUAGACGAUGAACUUGAUGUCCUUGGUCAAGCAUUGGAUGAAAAGCAAAGUAAUGGUGAAGAUGGAGUAAAGUCAACUGCAGAGCAUGACAAUAACAGUGAAAAUGCACCAAUCAUGUGGCAUUUAAAACGUUCAGAUAAACCAAAUACAGAAAUUGAAGGACCAUACACGUCUGAGCAACUAAAAACAUGGCUCAAAGAUGGAUCAUUCAAAGAUAGUAACAACAACAUUUUAAUACGAGAAUCAACAAAAUCUGAAGGACAAUUUUAUAACAUCACACGUAUUGACUUUGAUUUGUAUGAAUGA